Messenger RNA from Daphnia carinata, 1605 nucleotides. RefSeq lists its product as uncharacterized. The record is from RefSeq and is a predicted model, not a curated record. NCBI's taxonomy places the organism in Eukaryota, Metazoa, Arthropoda, Branchiopoda, Diplostraca, Daphniidae. Bases 226 to 1182 code for a protein of 318 amino acids. The transcript is spliced from 7 exons.
AUGACCCAGCUUCGUCAGCUGCAGGUGGGCUUCAUUCACUCACGUGAUUUCCCGCCUAGAACAGGUGUAUAGCUCUCUUCCAAGUCCCCGGCAAUUUUGUUUUAAAGUCUUCCGACCGCUGGCGCACGCGUGCAAUUCAGUUUCAACACCUUCGUCCUCUCGUCAGCUUCAUCCCUCUCGCAAGGCUCCGCACAAUUCCUAUCCAUUCAAACAAAAUCACAGAAAAUGAUGAAGCCAUCCAAGCAUUUCCUUAUCGCCCUGGUGGUAGCAGCAUACCUGUUACUGAUCCAGCAGGUCGAUGGUGCUGAUUUGCGGGAGUUAAAAGUGCAAUGCUCGCGCUCUGGUCUGACGGUGCAUGUCAAAUUUGACAGUCCUUUCUACGGUAUCGUCUACUCCCAGAACUACUACCAGGUGCCUCAAUGUACCUAUGUGACGUCCGACAACAGCCAGGGCCGCACCUCCUUCAGUUUUAACGUGCCACAAAAAGGCUGCGGAACCGUCAGCACUCAAUCGGGUUACAAGAAAUCCAACAACGUCAACACGUUCCAGCGCUCGUUGGACGUGCGCAGUGUGUCGCCAGCCGUAGCCACGCAACAGGAAAACGAAGAGAUCUCUUUAGAAAACACGAUUGUCAUCCAACACGAUCCGGAUUUCCAAGAAGCCGGUGACACGGCUCGUCGUCUUCGUUGCGUUUGGGGCGUCCACUCGCUCCAGAAAUCCGUCAACGCCAAAAUGCCCGAAGUCUAUCAACCGUCGACGAUUACGGUAAAGUAUGAUUACCGGACCGUAAACCAACUGGUGGAAGUCCAGUCUGAUCGUCGUGGACCGCUUAGUUUGCCGGCCAGAGGUUUCAUCAGCAGUUCGCCUGCACAUUCAUCGCUUGUCAUUUAUCUGAAAAAUUCGGGUCAGCGAUUCGAUGCCAAUGUCCUAGCGUGUACUUAUUCCGAUGGCCAAAAGGGUGAAACUGUCCAGCUGACGGAUGAAGAGGGAUGUUCACUUCGUCCUGACUUGACGACCGUCUUUUACAAACUGAAGGAGACAACCAAUCCCAACACUGAUUUGACUCUCUACACUUAUUUCAGGGGAUUGAAAGCUCUUCGUGAAAGUUAUUUCAGCAUCAGCUGCAAUGUCGAGAUCUGUUUCCCCAGAUGCAGCGAACGUUGCCGCAACCGUCUUGCCUAAUCGUAUUUUGUUUCCAAAUUUUGUUUCGAUUAACGCGUGAAUGCUGUGCGUGAACGGUUGCUGCUUGUGUUUCGUCAUCAUUUGAAGCUUAGUAAUAUAUAGAAAGCUCAUUUUCGAUGAAUGACAGCAUCGAGUACAACACAUGUAGUCUGUUUUUUAAAGAAAAUUUUAAAGCUGGACUUGAUUCUCUUAAAAAUUGUGGCAUACUAGAACAUUAACUUAAUAUACAAAUUUUCUCACAUUUUUGUUUUUAAUUGUUAAGCUUUUGUCAAACUGAUUGCUUUUUAGUUUCAAAUGUUUUUGUUUUCAUUCCCCCCACCGAGUUUGACAUCGUUUUAGCAUAUCUAUCGGGCCUUGCUUACAUUAACAUGUAUCGAAAACUUGAAUCGAAAAAUACACUACCCAUGUUUUCAAAAACAUAAA